AUGGCGAAGACACUGAUUUCUUCUCCAUCAUUCAUCGGUACUCCACUUCCUUCACUUCAUCGCAGUCUCUCCUCGAAUCGCACCAGGAUGUUCACCAAAGUUCAAUUCAGUUUACACCAACUCCCUCCAAUUCAAUCCGUAAGUCAUUCGGUUGACUUGUCCGGAAUCUUCGCUAGAGCUGAAGGUUUACUUUACACGCUCGCCGAUGCUACUGUUGCGGCGGAUGCUGUUGGUUCUAGUGAUGUUGCCGUGCAGAAGAGCGGAGGUUGGUUCGGGUUUAUUUCUGAUGGAAUGGAGUUUGUUCUCAAGGUGUUAAAGGAUGGUUUGUCUGCCGUGCAUGUGCCUUACUCAUAUGGAUUUGCUAUCAUAUUACUCACUGUUAUUGUUAAGGCUGCUACACUUCCCUUGACAAAGCAACAGGUUGAAUCAGCACUAGCUAUGCAAAACCUUCAACCUAAAAUUAAGGCCAUUCAAGAAAGAUAUGCCGGCAAUCAGGAAAGAAUACAACUUGAGACUUCAAGGCUAUAUACCCAGGCUGGGGUUAACCCGUUGGCAGGUUGUUUACCAACCUUGGCUACUAUUCCAGUCUGGAUUGGUCUAUACCAAGCUUUAUCUAAUGUGGCAAAUGAGGGAUUGUUAACAGAAGGUUUCUUAUGGAUCCCUUCUCUGGGUGGUCCCACUAGCAUUGCUGCUAGACAAAGUGGAUCUGGAAUUUCUUGGCUUUUUCCGUUUGUGGAUGGCCAUCCACCUUUGGGUUGGCCGAACACUGCAGCAUAUCUUGUUUUACCUAUUCUUCUUAUUGUUUCUCAAUAUGUUUCAAUGGAAGUCAUGAAACCCCCUCAGACAAAUGAUCCUAAUCAAAAGAGUACACUUGUUAUUUUAAAGUUUCUCCCACUCAUGAUCGGCUACUUCUCGUUAUCUGUCCCAUCUGGACUAACAAUUUACUGGUUUACAAAUAAUGUCCUUAGCACAGCUCAACAAAUAUGGUUGCGCAAACUAGGAGGUGCAAAGCUCGCUGUUAAUGAAAAUGCUGGUGGAAUUAUUACUGCUGGACGAGCUAAGAGAUCAGCUUCUAAGCCAGAAAAGGGUGGUGAAAGGUUUGCACAGUUAAAAGAAGAGGAGAAGAAGAAAAAGCUACUUAAGGCACUCCCAGUGGAGGAAGUUCAGCCUUUGGCGUCUGCUUCAGCUUCUAAUGAUGGCUCAGAUGUAGAAAACAACAAGGAACAAGAAGUUACAGAAGAGUCGAACACUUCUAAAGUUAGCCAAGUGGCUCAAAGUUUUUCUAGGGAAAGAAGAAGUAAGCGUUCAAAGCGGAAGCCUGUUGCAUGA
Molecule: messenger RNA, 1329 nt
Organism: Vicia faba (fava bean)
Lineage: Eukaryota; Viridiplantae; Streptophyta; Magnoliopsida; Fabales; Fabaceae
Source: the annotation of a GenBank genome assembly